AGACCCAAACGUCGCACUAGAAUCGGUUUAUUUAUAUUUUUGAGGAUGGAAAAAUCUAACUGCUGGCUCGGUUUUGUGCAGCUUCAGCGCUCAGCAGCGCGGCGCGUCACGCCACCGUGGCCGAGACUACCAUGUGAAAAGGAGAGCGCAUUAAGAUGCAAGAAGCGUUCAAAGCCCCCUGUGUUCCCAAACACGAUGUGAGGAUCCUCGAUUCAGGCCUCAACUGCUCUGAGUUAUUAGAACCGAGAUAAACAGGACUAAUCAGACAUAUUGUCGUCAGACGUCACAAACUUUAGGUCCCUUAAUUCUCUCAAAGUUGGUUAAAGAGGUGCAAUAAACAAUAAUUACAGCAAUAAGAAUAAUACAGUCAAAUAUUUAAAUUGUAUAUUUUCCCAACAAGUUUAGUUUUGUUGCAGGAUUUCUCAUCUAGUCUACUCUUUUCUGGUUCAUACUUUACGCAUCCUUGAAGACACAUCCAGCCUACUUCGUGCGUAUUUUUCCACGAUUUGCACUAUUUUUAAGCAAAAUGUUGCUUUUUUCCCGUAGCACGAACUCUGUGCACCCGAGGCUCGACCGUGAGACACACCAACUCCUCUCUGACUGCGCGUCCAAUCAGCGGGAGCCCUGCACAGCCUUUCUGUUGUAAUUGGAUGGAGAUGGGAGAGGAAUACGCAGUCUUGGCACAACGUAAACACAUGCUCGUCUCCUUCGCUGUGCAGAGGACGCACCGGACAGGAGCAGCUCAACUGAACCGAUCGAAGAGGUUGUCGAGGUUUUGUCAUUAUCAUCUAAUCUCCGCCAAAUAUCAGAGAAGCAAGUAGACAAGUAAGCGGUGUAGCAGCUCCUCAGCUCCGGAUCAAAGAAGGUGCAUUUCCAUAUCGUUAGGAUUACGCACGGUGGAGCUCCCGGGACAGAGAAAAGUUCUGAAACUGUCGUUUUGUUGCACCGGAAUGAGUAAAAAAGCGUGUUGUGUCACACAGGUUACAGCACGCACUAAAGCUACCAACAAAGCCUUUAUGGAUUGAUUUGUCACUUUUUUUCUUUAACUAAGCGCGCAAAAGAAAAUCGCUUGUGCUGAAAUAGACAAUUUAUUCAUGGAUUAGAGCAAAAAGUUGGACUUUAAUCAAACAUCAGAAGAAAGAAAUACGUCUUAAGAUAUAUGCUUUGGGGAAUGGCAACAGCCACCUCCAGUCCAUACCUAGCCAGCAGCAGGAUUUUAUCCGGGCCGGUCCUUCACUCUGAUCGGAGGGGAGGUGGCAUGCAGCCAGGCAGCACCGCUGUGACCACAGUGUCUAGUGGAUACAGAGGAGACCCUUCAGUUAAGAUGGUGCAGAGUGACUUCAUGCACGGAGCCAUGGUGGCGAGCAACGGAGGACACAUGCUAAGCCAUGCCCACCAGUGGGUGACAUCGUUGCCUCACGCAGCAGCCGCAGCAGCUGCAGCCGCGGCGGCAGCAGCAGAGGCCGGAUCCCCGUGGCCCAGCCCCCAGCCACAAGACGUGAAGAGAAACACCGGCAGGGAUGACCUCCACUCGGGUUCGGCUCUGCACCACAGGUCCCCACAUCUGGGACCUCAUCAGACGCACCCAGGAAGUUGGGGAGGCACGUCCGCGACGCACAUCAGCAUCAGUGAGUCGCAGCAGCAGCAGCAGCAGUCCCUCAUCUACUCCCAGCCCGGAGGAUUUACAGUCAACGGGAUGCUGAGCUCGCACACCGGACAAAGCCUCAUGCACUCGGGGCUGGUGCGCGGGGAGUCCCCAGAGCUGGAGCACGGCAGCCACCAUCACCACCACCACCACCACAGCCACCACACGCACCACCACCAGCACCCCGGGGUGGGCCACGAGUCGCACUCAGACGAGGACACCCCGACGUCCGACGACUUGGAGCAUUUCGCCAAACAGUUCAAACAGCGACGGAUCAAGCUGGGCUUCACGCAGGCAGACGUGGGCUUGGCUCUGGGCACCCUGUACGGCAACGUCUUCUCCCAGACCACCAUCUGCAGGUUCGAAGCGCUGCAGCUGAGCUUCAAGAACAUGUGCAAGCUGAAACCUCUGCUCAACAAAUGGCUGGAAGAGGCCGAUUCCACCACCGGGAGCCCCACCAGCAUCGAUAAGAUCGCCACGCAGGGCAGGAAGAGGAAAAAGCGCACGUCCAUCGAGGUGAGCGUAAAAGGCGCGUUGGAGAGCCACUUCCUGAAAUGUCCCAAACCCUCCGCGCAGGAGAUCAACUCUUUGGCGGACACUCUGCAGCUGGAGAAGGAGGUGGUCAGGGUCUGGUUCUGCAACCGGAGGCAGAAAGAGAAGCGCAUGACGCCGCCUGGACUCCCGCGCACCCCGGAGGACGCGUAUUCACAGGUGGGCAGCAUGGGACCUGACACACCGUCUCCCUCCAUAGAGUGCAAGAGGAUGUACAGCGACACGUGAAAAUGACCAAAUGACGGACAUGACAUUUGUGAAAUGUUUGAAUUGUUUUUUUUUUUAAGAGAACUGUUUCUCAGACUGACAAGAAUAUUUGGUGAACUUUUCCUCUCCAUGUGCGUUAUUCCUCAGAAACAAUGUUAUCCAGUGAGUGAUCCCGUCAGAGCGGGAGAAAUGUCCAUUUACGCAUUGUUUGGGUAUUUUUCUGCUUUAUGAAACAACCUCUGGAGCAAAAAUAUCUUCGAGCUUAUCUGAAUCUGAGCAGAAAACAAUUUAAAGUCUUUUUUAAAAUUCCAACUAAACACUUUAAGAGGCUUCAAAGCCAAAACGUUCAAACAGAUCAAACUUCUUUCCACAUCUCUGUACUGUAAAAAUAACAGUUCCCUUGUAAUGCUGCAGAAUUUGAUGUCCCUCAUACAUGCUAGACUGGGCUGUAGCCUGUAACUUUGUUUUUCCUGUUUUAAAAAUGAAAGACUUUGAUUCCAUGCGCUUUAUUCAAGUUGUUUUAUAAUGAGCAAUAAUAAUAAUUUAUCCUCCUUCAAAUAUGUUUCUCACUUUUGUGUUGUGUGUCGGUGGAUUUAUGUUGUGACUCAGUCUGAGGUGGUCAACAAGCAAUCUGCAGUUAUUCCAAUAAUGUACUUUUUCUGUUUAUAGGAGGCUUCUUCUUCUUUUUCUCAGAUUUUGCAAAACAUUCCCUUCAGUUUAUGUACAAGUCUGCUGUGUAUUCUUGUGUGAUGAUUUGGGCUAUUUAUUUUUUCCACUGUGUUUAUUUUCAUGGAAUAGACUAAUUAUUUAAUAAAUUUGACAUAAAAAAAUUUGUGUUGACAUGUGAGAUGGCCAUCAUUCUUGAUGCGUACACACAUUCAGUAUCGCUUUCAUCAUUUUAUCAUUUUAGUGAAAUAUUAAAGCUGACAGUGUCCUAUAAACUGAAAAGGCUCUACAUGCCAAAAUUGUAAUUUUAAGUGUCUUUAAUGCAAACCAAAGACACUAUACAACCAUUAUUCUGUACUUUUUUAAGACGUGACAA
Molecule: messenger RNA, 3446 nt
Organism: Acanthochromis polyacanthus (spiny chromis)
Lineage: Eukaryota; Metazoa; Chordata; Actinopteri; Pomacentridae
Gene: pou3f3a
Product: POU class 3 homeobox 3a
Biological process (GO): regulation of transcription by RNA polymerase II; brain development
Cellular component (GO): nucleus
Molecular function (GO): DNA-binding transcription factor activity, RNA polymerase II-specific; RNA polymerase II cis-regulatory region sequence-specific DNA binding
Source: RefSeq, a predicted model, not a curated record